Messenger RNA from Fusarium mangiferae, 462 nucleotides. RefSeq lists its product as uncharacterized. The transcript has 2 exons. The coding region runs from base 1 to 462 and encodes 153 amino acids. NCBI's taxonomy places the organism in Eukaryota, Fungi, Ascomycota, Sordariomycetes, Hypocreales, Nectriaceae. The record is from RefSeq and is a predicted model, not a curated record.
AUGGAAGGCAGCAUCUUAAAGCAAUCAAACUCACCCGCGCGCUACCCUCAAUUGAAUCCUUCAACGCCCGAUCAUGUAGGGCAUUCGACCAUCGCCUUCUCAUGCUCUUCUUCUGGUUCUGCUUCAGAUGAUCGGCGCUCACGAUGCCUGUUUAAAUUAGAUUGGUCACUUUCAAGCCGGGAUUGGUUAAUGAAUCGAAAGCGACAGCGUGACGACGGGCCUUCGCAAGCCAACAUUGACCUUUUAGCGAAGAAGGCUACGACAAGAAGCGGAAUCGAACGUGAAGCCUGGGGGUCCUGGGAGUAUCCCCCCGAGUUCUACGAUAGACUCUCGAAGAUCAGCCUCAAUCGACGAGCUUUAAGGAACUCGACAGACGCACCCGUGCUCGGCGCUCUCAUCCCUUUCCUCCAGCCAGUCCCAGCACUGGUAUUCUCUCUUGCACCACACGCCCCCAAGACCUAG